AUGUUCCGGGGCCGCAGCGCCUGGUUCUCGCAGAGCGUCAGCCGGGAGCUCCGCGAUUUGUGGGUGGCUGAAGGAGGAGUGAUUUCAACUCAUCAUGGUGCUGAUUACCUGUUCAGCAGUGAUGCUUCACACCCUGAUACACAGAGAAUACACCAGAGCUUAGAUUAUAUAGAGGGUAAAGCUACAAUUUUUCAUUCUUGUUAUCUCUCUGCAAAUGCAAGUGCCAGCUCUGAAAUGAAACAGACAGUGGCUUUGGGUCACUUCAUCCUUCCCCCUGCCUGUGUACAAGAAGAAAUUAGAAGAAAACUUGGUAGUUUUAUAUGGGAGCAGAUGAAUGAUUCCCUGAUGGAACAGCUUGAUGAAUUAACACCAGUUGACAUAAACACUAGCAUAAAAGAGGAUGAGCAAAGAAUAAAGGGCAAAAAAGACCUGGAUGGAAGCAGUAAAGAAAAAAGAGUAUCAAAAACACCAGUGGGAGGGAAACUUGCAUACUGUCCACUUCAGGAUUAUCCAGUGAACAACAUGGUGACAGGUUAUGUCUCUUCUAGUGAGAUGAAGAAAUACCUUGGGGAACUACAUGACUUCAUUCCUGGCACUUCAGGUUACUCGGUAUAUUGGAUUAAAAAUGAAAUGGACGUUUUCUCCGAUGUGAAAAAUAAAUUGAAAAGAAAAUUAUAAAUGACAUUUAAAUGGUUUGUAUCAAAAACAUAACUUGGCUUUGCUAAAACAUUGCUAAAUAUAUGUAUGCCUGUUUAAUAACAUCCCAUCUUUAGCAUUGUAUAUGUCCUUGUUCUC
Molecule: messenger RNA, 795 nt
Organism: Emys orbicularis (European pond turtle)
Lineage: Eukaryota; Metazoa; Chordata; Testudines; Emydidae
Gene: TERB2
Product: telomere repeat binding bouquet formation protein 2
Exons: 7
Coding region: 1-678 (225 amino acids)
Biological process (GO): meiotic attachment of telomere to nuclear envelope; homologous chromosome pairing at meiosis
Cellular component (GO): nuclear inner membrane
Source: RefSeq, a predicted model, not a curated record